Moneuplotes crassus is the source of this 1802-nucleotide messenger RNA. NCBI's taxonomy places the organism in Eukaryota, Ciliophora, Spirotrichea, Euplotida, Euplotidae. The record is from the annotation of a GenBank genome assembly.
UUCUUGACAAUGGAGAUUUUGGAGUUCUUCAAUAUUGACAUGAACAAGCAGGAUAGUAGGGGCUACACACCCCUGCAUCGUGCUGCUCAUCGGAACUUUUGAGAUAACGUAGCACGCAUGCUGGCAAGAACCAGCUGUGUUAUGAAGAAUAGCAGGCAAAGAGACGACCAUAUGAGAGUCGACUUUGAGAUAUAAUGGACAACCAGUGGAAAAGAGCUGACCAGGUCAGAAUGCCAGUCAGCAUUAUUUCAAGAAUAAUUAAAAAGAAGAGGAAGAAUGCCUGCCGAGAGUACCUGCUUGCCACACGACAUGACAAUAAUGAAACUGGUAGGGAACAAAAUAAAAUUUUUGAAAAAUAUUGUGUUAAAUUUGACAGAGAGUCAGACACCUUUGAAUUCCCUGAAGAGGAGUUUAUCCAACCGCUUCAACACAGAUAUGCUAAUUGAAGGGACAUCACAUCAAAUGAGUCCUUGACAAAGUCAUGGGACAUAAUCCAGUUCCAAGACGAAUAUCAGGUGGAAGACUCCAGGAACAGGAUGAUGCUAAAGACUAAAAGUAUGAGCAUGACGCCUCGAAAUCACCCUAUAAGGUAUCAUUCCAUGAUUCCUCAUAAAUUAUGCAUCAAUUUGAGGAAAAUAGGGAAGAAAGUUCAGAUGCCUAGCCACCAAAUUACCAAUAUUAGCGUUAAUUGUCCAACUGAAUCUGACGAUUCUGAAGAAAAUUCAUAUAAUGUAAAAGGGAGGAAUUCAGAAAUGGUUAAAAGAAAGUCACCUUUAUUCCGCAAUGCGAGUGAUAAAAACUGAACAUAUAGCAGUAAUAAGAAGCAUGAAAAGCAGCAUCUUAAGACAAGGCAGAAGAAAAUUCUCAGUGGAAAAGCUAUCGAGCUCCGAUUGGACAAAGUAGCGCAAAAGGGAUUUGCCAACAAGCCCAAUGGGAGUAACCCAGUUUUGGAUGAUAUAAACCUAUCUCCACAAGAUGCAGAUUCGUAUCUUAACGAGUAUACUCUCUCCGAAUCAACCCCUCCAACGAAGAGAAUCAGUGAGAUCAAAAAUAUUGGGGAUGUUAUCAGGAGUUCACCAGUCAGAUUUGAGCCUAUAGCUCAAAAGCGCACCCCUCUGAUUAACCAUCCAAGGAAAAGCAGCAAAUCUUUGAGAAAAUUCCCUGUUGAAGGUCAAGGCAAAUGUAAAAAGUUGAAAAACUUCACUCUUGAUCAAUAUUACAAUAAGUUAAAUGGGUUAUCAAAUGAUCUCUCAGGAACAACCAAAGCUAGAGACCAAACCGAGCAAGAUGUUUCUAAUGAUUCGGGAGAUAUGAUUACGCUAACGAAUUUCAACUCAAGAGUGUCUCAGAAGCAUCUUCGGAACCCGUUUACUACAACAUCCAAUUCUAGAAAAAACUCGAAGAAUGUAUGCACAAAUUCUUUAAAUAGCCGGACUCCGGAACUAUUGAUCUCACAGAGCUUCUCUAAAAGGCUACGUGAGUCUUAUCGAAAAUUAAACGAGUCUAAAUGUAAAAUCUCUAAGGAGAAUACAGCUGGCCCUUUCAUGCUUGCAGAAUCGUUAAAGAAAUGAUCCAUAUUUGAUACACCAUACAAAGAAAAGUGUAUUUCAAAGAAGAAGACUUUAAAUUGUUCUAAAACUCCUUAUAAAAGUGUGAAGAACAAAUCCCGGUUUACUAUGAACAGGCAUGACCGGGCCAAAGCUAUUGGCUCGGCUAAGAAGAAGUCAAGAUUUAGCUAUAUACCUAAGAAAUGAGUUAAUCUCGGAAGGACGCCUAUUUCAAGCUGUAAUAAACUUGUUUAA